Molecule: messenger RNA, 229 nt
Organism: Cylindrotheca closterium
Lineage: Eukaryota; Bacillariophyta; Bacillariophyceae; Bacillariales; Bacillariaceae
Source: the annotation of a GenBank genome assembly
AUGGUACAGAUGACUAAACGUGGAAUCAGAACCAGACUGUCCUGUGACUUUACUCCCGGAAGGUUCACAGUGCUAUGUGGACGAGGCAAGGUGUACACUUCUUCGACCGGUAACCAACACUUGAAAUCGCUUGUCCACAAGUAUCUCAAACCAUAUUCCGAAGCCAAAAGCAAAAUGGCCAAGUCUUCGAUUGUGGCCGAGAUCAUGGGACAAAUCAAGGGUCUAUGCU